AUGGAUGAAAACCACAAUGACGUCGCCAUCAACACAUUCAAAAGUGGUCUCCCCACCAAGCAUGGCUUAAGGAAGUCUCUAACUGGUAAACCCGUCACCAACGUUCGCCAAUUGAUGGACUGGAUUGACAAAUAUAAAAGGGUGGAAGAGGACCAGCUACAAGGGAAAAGAAAGGAGAAGAUCAUCCCCCCUAAAGGGAAUGAUUACAGGUCGGAACGAUAUAACAGCAACCAGCCGAGAAGGGAUUUUUCGAGACAGGCUGGACAAACCAACAUGCAAGCGGUUAGUGCCAUAUUUAGAGAGCCGGUGCAACAAGUUCUUGAGAAAGUCAAAAGUGAGCCUUUCUUCAAAUGGCCGAGUAAAAUGGCCGGAGGCUUCUCAAAACGCAACCAGAACCUAUAUUGUCAUUAUCAUCAAGACCACGGGCGUACCAUCGAGAAUUGCAAGAAUCUAUGGAAUCACCUGGAUCAGUUAGUCUGA
Molecule: messenger RNA, 480 nt
Organism: Quercus lobata
Lineage: Eukaryota; Viridiplantae; Streptophyta; Magnoliopsida; Fagales; Fagaceae
Exons: 1
Coding region: 1-480 (159 amino acids)
Source: RefSeq, a predicted model, not a curated record